This is a messenger RNA of Populus nigra (black poplar), 3222 nucleotides long. RefSeq names its product mediator of RNA polymerase II transcription subunit 15a-like. Lineage: Eukaryota; Viridiplantae; Streptophyta; Magnoliopsida; Malpighiales; Salicaceae. The coding region runs from base 1 to 3222 and encodes 1073 amino acids. The transcript is spliced from 13 exons. Gene Ontology annotation, biological process: regulation of DNA-templated transcription. The record is from RefSeq and is a predicted model, not a curated record. Gene Ontology annotation, molecular function: chromatin DNA binding; transcription coactivator activity.
AUGGCACCGACCCUAUUUGGCGUGUCAUAUAACGUGAACGCCCGACAACGUGUAAGCAGCGAGCCUCCUCUCAUAAAAACUACACAGCCUGUUCUUUUGGUGGGGGGUUUAUGCAUGAUGGAGGACAAAAGUUUUAAGGGUUUAAAAGUUGAAGGGAUGACAAGUCAAAGACAGGAUUGGAGAGCAGAAUUGACAUCUGAAGGUCAUCUAGUCAAUCUUUCACUGAAAAUUAACAUUGAUAUGUCAGCACCUGCUGAGUUAUCAAAAUUACCAAAGAAAUUUGAGGAAAGACUGGGAAACUUGAAAGACCACUACAAGAUGCAGGCUUCUUCUGAUCCUGAAUUUCUAAAUCGGCUAAGGAACAUUGCUGUGCAAUUUGAAGAUAAGACAUUCAGAAAUUCAGCAACACAGGGAAGUUAUGCUUAUACAAUAGGUAAGAAGAUGGGCUCAUUUGGUACCAUAAAGUCUGAAGCUUCCCAGACAACAGGUACAAAUCCCUCAGGUCUAGGUCAGACCUCAAUUGUAAAUGAUGUUGGUCAAAGCUCGGAGACAAAUGCUAUAGCACAAUUUUCCCAAUAUUUGGUUGGUAAUAAUUUGGUUGAACAAAAUAUGCAACCAAAUAUGUCUCCUGAUUUUCAGAGUGAAGUGCCAGGAAGCCAGUCUUCAGAUCAGAAGCUGAUGUACCAGUUACAACAGCAGGAGUUUCAGGAUCAAAUUCUGAAGGAUAAGGUCCAGCAUAUUAGUAAGAGGUUCGCCAUCCAACCUGACAUUCAUAACCGCCAACCUCAUCAGCGGCAGAAGCAUGUUACAUCACAGACUUCUCAGAAUCUAUAUUCUCAGCCACCAUCAGCAUCACCACAAUACCAGCAAUCAUCAUUUGCACAGCCAUCAAAUAGCACAAUGUUUCAACAGAAUCAACAACUCAGGCAGCAGCAUGAUGCUUCAGAGCAGCGACAGUGGUCGAUGCCCCAACAAAACGUUUUACCAUCAUUCCAGCAGCCCCUAGGCCAACAACGAGAUGUUUCUGAAAUUCAGCAUCAGCAAAAAAUGGCUGGACCACAAUCAAUUAUCUUGAAUUCGCAAUUGCAUCAGAGUUCAAGCCACAUGAUUCAACAACAAGGGGUUACGGCUUCUGAACAGAAAGUCCAGAAAAUCACACAGCCAGUUCAGUCGCAUCAGAUUCUGGGUUCUCAAAAACAAAGUGGCUUGUCGCAAGAAGGGAUCCAACCAAGACCUCAAACUUCAGCUUCCUUUCAUCAGCAGAGGAGUAUUGCUGAUCAGCAGAAGCUUUUUCAGUCACAUAGGUCAUUUGCUGGGUCCUCAUCAGCAUCAGCAGAGCCAAAAUCAUCAAACCAACUUGCCAAUACAGCGGAUGGGCAUGAUGCGGACUAUCAAAAGCUUCAAGACUUUAAACAACAGUAUAGGCCACAAAUGGAAUACAUAUACAAAAAUUUGAAGUCCCUACUUGACAAGGAAACAGAUCCAGAUCAAGCUAUGAGGUACAUGAAGCAAGUGAUUUGGAUAGAAAAAAACAUGCCGAUUUUUUCAUUACAGCGGAAUCAGAUGGCAAAUGCUUCCAAGGAGAAGUUGCAGAUGGCUCAGCAAGCUAUUAUUAAGUUUGUGAACUACUUUCGGAAGAAGAGCUCUGCCUCCGUUGAGCAACAAGCAGACCUUUGUCUGCAGAACAGUGGUCAAUCCCAAAUAUCUCAGCCUCCUCUAAACUGGAAUGAGAAACUCCAGUUUCAUCCAGUGAAUUUAACUAUGACAAAUGGUUUGGGCAGUUCAUCUCUCACAUCUUCGAUGCAGUCAGGGUUUCUAAAUUCACGACCCAGUUUCUUCAGUUCACUUCAAUAUAGUUCUGGAAUGGGUUUGGAACAAAGGAAUGGACCUGGUAUGGUUCAGCAGUCUGCAAGGAAAACAGGCAUAAACUUUUCCACUGCACCACAACAUACUAAUUUAUCUAGCAAUAACAUUGUGAAUGCUUUCGAUUCUCCGUUUGCUCAUCAGACAACGCUGACACAGAACCUCGAGCAGCAAAUGCAGAAACAAAAUAUUCAGCACAAAAAGGAACAGAUGCUGAUCCGUAACAGCCAAAAAAGUGGCUCUCCAGCUAUGGAAUCUCCAGAAAAUCUGCAUUUACCACUGAUAUCAACAACUAUACAUCAACCACACUCCAGUUCUCCUCGAAAAUCUCAGCUCUCUUCUGCUCGUAUGGACCAGCAAACUUUUCCUUUAGCUUCUCCCGCUUCUACUCCCUUGACUUCAACAUCAGAAUAUGUCGCCUUUAACCAAGUUGAUAGCCAGACACAAAGUCACAAUCAAUCUACUGCAAGCGGGACACCUGGGAUAUCAGCCUCCCCUUUACUCGAAGAGUAUACUAGCUCCCCCAACACAUCUGACACAAACCAACCACUCCAGCGUUUACUUCAAGCUGUAAAAUCACUAUCACCAGAUGUAUUAAGUGCUGCUGUCCAUGAUAUUGACUCAGUUGUCAAUGUGGUCGAUAAGAUUGCUAGCGGAUCAGCUGAAAGACACUCCAAGGGUGCUAUUGGUGAGGAUUUGGUGUCUGAAACAAUAUUCCAUGUACAAGAAAGGAACUUUGCCUUACAACAUUUAACCAUGAAAGACAAAGAGAUGGAGCACCAGUCUAAUGCAAUGGCCUCGGACACGAUCGGGCAGCCAAUGGAUUGGAUAUCUGAUUUUGAUUCAACUGCAACAUCUAGGUUCAAUAAGCUGAGAACCGAGCCGAGCAACGAUCUGUUGAACGAAAUCAGACAUGUAAACCAGCGGUUAGUCGAAACUACUGUAGACGUUGAUUCAACAGAAGAUGAUUCUUUACCUGAAGCUAGUGCAGGAACCAUUAUCAAAUGUUCCUAUACGGCUGUGGCCGUCAGUGGAGAUUUUAAAUCAUUAUCUUCAUCUCCCAUGUUUCCAGAACUUACCUUGCGCUUGCUCGUUCCUGCCGAAUUUCCAAAUUCUUCUCCAAUUAUCUUAGAUAAGUUACCUUCUGGUUUGAGUGACGAGCUAGAAGAUUUGUCGGAGAAGACAAAAUUGAGAUUCAGCGUAGCUCUUCGGAACCUUUCAGAGCCCAUAUCUCUUUUGGAGAUAGCAAGGACUUGGGAUGCUUGUGCUAGAGCUGUGCUUUUAGAGCAUGUUAAACCACUCGGAGGAGAACGCUUUAGUUCAAGAUAUGGCACAUGGGAGAAUUGUCUAACUGCAUAA